Messenger RNA from Verticillium alfalfae VaMs.102, 2280 nucleotides. RefSeq names its product dolichyl-phosphate-mannose-protein mannosyltransferase. Gene Ontology annotation, cellular component: endoplasmic reticulum; membrane. The record is from RefSeq and is a predicted model, not a curated record. Gene Ontology annotation, biological process: protein O-linked glycosylation via mannose. Gene Ontology annotation, molecular function: dolichyl-phosphate-mannose-protein mannosyltransferase activity. Bases 1 to 2280 code for a protein of 759 amino acids. NCBI's taxonomy places the organism in Eukaryota, Fungi, Ascomycota, Sordariomycetes, Glomerellales, Plectosphaerellaceae. The transcript is spliced from 6 exons.
AUGGCGUCGACGACUGCCACCCCGCAGGGAAGCAAGACCGAGUAUGGCGUUGGACUUGCCAUCACCACCCUUUUGGCAUUCGUCACCAGAUUCUGGGGCAUCAGCCACCCGAACGAGGUAGUAUUCGACGAGGUUCACUUCGGCAAGUUUGCCUCUUACUACCUCGAGCGUACCUACUUCUUCGACGUGCACCCUCCCUUCGGAAAGCUCCUGUUUGCCUUUAUGGGAUGGCUUGUGGGAUACGAUGGUCACUUCCACUUCGACAACAUCGGUGACUCGUACAUCACCAACAAGAUUCCCUACGUUGCCUUCCGAGCCCUUCCCGCUAUCCUCGGCGCUCUUACUGUUUACUGUGACCUACCUCAUCAUGUGGGAGUCUGGCUACAGUCUUCCUGCCUGUCUGCUCGCCGCCCGGCCUUGUUCCUUCUUGACAACGCUCACAUCGGUCAGACCCGUCUCAUUCUGCUCGACGCCACUCUCGUUCUUUCGCCAUGGCAUGCAGCUUGCUCUGCUUAUAUCAAAUUCCACAAGGCUUGCGCCACUGAGCCGUUCUCCCGCAGGUGGUGGAAGUGGCUUAUCCUCACGGGCUUCGCGCUCUCGGCUGACAUCUCUGUCAAGUACGUGGGUCUCUUCGCCUUUGUCACCAUCGGCUCGGCGGUCGCCAUUGACCUGUGGGAGCUUCUCGACGUCAAGAGGCCCGGCGGUGCGCUGAGCCUGCCCGACUUCACUAAGCACUUCCUCGCCCGUGCCUUUGGCCUCAUCAUCAUGCCCUUCCUCUUCUACCUCUUCUGGUUCCAGGUUCACUUUGCCAUCCUCAACCGAUCCGGCCCCGGUGACGACUUCAUGUCGCCAGAGUUCCAGGAAACCCUCAGCGACAACGUCAUGCUUGCCAACUCGCUGGAAAUCAACUACUACGACUCGCUCACCAUCCGCCACAAGGAGACAAAGACGUACCUGCACAGCCACCCUGACCGCUAUCCUCUCAGGUACGACGACGGUCGUGUGUCGAGCCAGGGCCAGCAGAUUACAGGCUAUCCCUUUAAUGACACGAACAACUACUGGCAGAUCCUCCCCUUGGAGGGAGAGGAGACCACUGGCCGUGUCGUCAGGAACCACGACCUCGAGGCCCUCGGUGCCCGCGCCAAGGACACGGUCUUUGAGAUCCGCAUCGAGCACGGCAAGAAGAAGCAGUCGCUCAAGAGCGUAGCCAUGUGGACACACUCGAAGGCGCUGCCAGACUGGGGCCACAAACAGCAGGAGAUCAACGGCAACAAGCAGCUCACGGCGGCGUCCAACGUCUGGUUCGUCGAGGACAUCCCGUCGCUCCCCGAGGACGAUGCGCGCCGUGCCAAGCCCGAGAAGAAGGUCAAGACGAUGCCAUUCCUCAAGAAGUGGUUCGAGCUGCAGCGCGCCAUGUUCUGGCACAACAACCAGCUGACCAGCAGCCACCCGUACUCGAGCCACCCAUACCAGUGGCCCUUCCUACUCCGCGGCGUGAGCUUCUGGACCAAGAACGACACGCGCCAGCAGAUCUACUUCCUGGGCAACCCAGUGGGCUGGUGGAUUGCCAGCAGUCUUCUCGCUGUGUUUGUCGGCAUCAUUGGUGCCGAUCAGGUGUCUCUGCGCCGUGGCAUCGACGCUCUGGAUCGCCGCUCCCGCAACCGUCUCUACAACUCGACGGGCUUCUUCUUCCUCGCGUGGGCGACGCACUACUUCCCCUUUUACCUCAUGGGCCGCCAGCUGUUCCUGCACCACUACCUGCCGGCACACCUGGCGUCGUGUCUCGUGGCCGGUGCCCUCCUCGAGUUCAUCUUCCUGGCGGAGCCCGUCGGUGAGCACAAGAAGACGAAGAAGGUCGAGGACGCGCCGAAGCGACACCUCACGGCGCGUGAGCGUCUCGGCGGACAGAGCAUGGCGGGCGCGUGGAUCGCGGCCACCGUGGUACUCGCCCUCGCCGUCGCGGGCUGGUGGUUUUUCCCUGCCCCUGACGUACGGCUACCCCGGCCUGUCGGUCGACCAGGUGGUGCGGCGCAAGUGGCUCGGCUACGACCUGCACUUUGCCAAAUAAAGGGCGAUUGUAUCGCCACUCGAGGCCGACGCUAUAGCGUCGGGUAUAGCGUCGGGUAUAGCGUCUGGGGUGCUCCUGAAGCAAGCCCUCUGUUGAUGAAGCUGCUUUCAUGGAUCGCGCCAGAAGCCACACAGUACGCACGCGGUGCGCAACAACUGUGUGCAUCGCGAGGUGCCUCGGAGAUGGGCUGGCUGGGUGUUACGAAGCCAUAG